AUGGCCAGCGAGGACCCGAGUCUUAGGAGCAGCUCUGGCUCUGGCUCUCGAUCGUCUGCCGCCCGCUCUUCGGUCCGCCAGUCGUCGCAGCCCCAGCAGCUGUCGACCAUCGAGAAGAGCGUCACACACCUGCUCGUCGCGACCAAGCAGCUGCUCGAGACCUUGACACAAUGGUCCCGCAACGCUGCCAGCGAAAGCGAGGUCUCGGACGUCUACGUGCGUCUGGGCUAUGAGUUCAACAUCGCCUGUCGCGCCUUCAACGGCAUCGGUGUCGACACGCAGGACCUUGGCCCUGUCCCCGACCUUUUGCGCGCCAUCCUCGAGGAAACCCUUAGCCAGGAAGCCAGCCAGCAGAGUCUCGACCGCUUCCUCCCCCGCAUCCGCGACAUCAUCAUCAACCUUCUGCAUGGUCUUAAGAAGAAGCAGCAGCGGUUGCGCCAGCGCACCAGCAGUGGCAGUCAGAGCUCUAGACAGGCCAGCGCUGCAGAGUCGGCCGCUGACGACCUCCUCGCUCGCCAGUCUGCCAGUCGAACUCAGUCUCAGCGCGUCGCCAACGAACCUCCUGGUCAUGAUCUCCCUCCACGCUCGGCCUCGAUUCAGGGUGGCAGGUCGUCACCGAGAAAGGAAAGCUUCACCCCUGCUGCCUCGAUACAUCAUGUUCGCGACCAGAGUCGCGAUACCACAAACUCCGACACCUCGUCAAUGUCGAGCGGCGCCAUGCAGAAUAUUCCCGUUAUUGCCCCAUAUCCUCAGGAGGACACGAUGCCUGCUCAGCCGCCAGCACAGUACGGCAACGAACCUGCUCCAGUAGCCUACCAGCAAGAAUCUCCACGACCGCCCUAUACCGAACACAACCUACCUCUGCCUCCCCCACCUCCGCCUCCGAAACAACAAGAUGCACUGGCUGCUUUGCAACGAGGCGGAGAGCUCGAGAGAAGGGCUUCGAGACGUUUCUCGGCCUACCAGAUUUCAAAGCAUCUGGGCUCUAGCAAUGGUGUGCCCAUGAUGCCUGUGGCUCAGCACAGCCCAAUUCCCAACCGAGGACAAGACACACGCGAGUCGAUGAAAGCUGUCCGCACCCGUAGCUUCCUUCACAACAGGCAGAAAUCAGGCCAGAAAAACGCUCAAGACUCGCCCAGCAGGAGAGAACGGUUGGAAGAGCUGAGAAAUGCAGAGACGAUAGACACAGAUGUGGCCGAGCUACCAGCGACCGCGGGUUUGGAGAGUGCUAGUCCCAUGCCCAAGACACCCGAGGACAAACUGGGAGCUUAUCCGUUCCCUGCGCAACAAUCACCUGAAGAGAUGGACAUGGGUGCCACUGUUAACGGGCCGGUUCCCGAGACGAUCAUCGAGCGGAGCUCUGAAGAUCCAGCUGGUGGAGAGUUGCAGCGUCGCAGGUCUAGGAUACAGCGGCAGACUACUCCUCCUACAGCUGCUGAAAAGACCUCGUCUCAACAACAAUUUGUGCCCGAAUCCUCACCACAGCCUGGCAAGGAGUUGACCCUUUUCCUCCAGUACAAGAGCAAGAUCAAGAAGUUUGUGCUGCCUGAUGGCGGCGAUCUGUCUAUAGCCAGGCUUCAGCUUGCUUUCAUCGAAAAGUUUGCCUGGAACACACACAACAACGGCAACGAUCUUCCCGAAAUCUACUUGCAAGAUCCAGUAUCGGGAGUUCGCCACGAGUUGGAAGAUCUGGCUGACGUCAAGGAUCGUUCUGUACUCGUACUCAAUGUCGAACAAUUGGACGAAGUCAAGAAGCACUUUGAUGACAGCAUCGGAGGCAUCAAAAGCAUGAUCGAGGGCCUCAAAGCCGCUGUGGAUGAUCAGCAAUCUGCUAUCCAUCGGGUGUCAGAGCGACAACAAGAAGCUGCUAAGGAAAUGGCCACAUUGGCGACGGCGCCUCCACACGCUCAGAUACCCAAUGCGACACCUCCACCUCUCCAGACAGCAACUUCCAAAGGUACGCCUGCUCAACUUACAGAAGUACAAUCACUCCGUCGCGAGCUUGCUGUUGUCCGCCAGACCUAUACAUCCUUCGUCGAUGACAUCAACUCUUCCAUGUCUACUAUUAGGACCAAGGCUGCCACAGUCAAGUCCGCUGCGAACAAGGCACGCAUCCCUUCUAUGCCUGCGGGCUCUGGCCGAACAUAUGUCAAUGGUGGCAAGAAGUCGCUAUCAGAUGACAGUGAGAAGCUUGUCACCCAAGUGGACGAUCUGCAAGACACUGUGGAAGACCUUCGCAAAGAUGUCGUCCAACGCGGAGUCCGGCCUCUACCUCGCCAGCUGGAUGUUGUCAGCAAAGACAUUUCCACUGCGACAUCCGGCCUCAAGAAGCUGCAAGAGUUCCUCAAGCGCGAGAAGCCCAUCUGGACCAAGAUAUGGGAGAAGGAGUUGCAAGUCGUUUGCGAGGACAGAGAUUUGCUAACCAUGCAAGAAGAGCUAUGUAUCGACCUGGAAGACGACCUCGAGAAAGCGGCUGAAACGUUCGCACUCGUCGAGCAAGCCACCAGACAACAAAACCUGCAGAACACACCUCGCGCAUCAUCUCGCACGCUCAACCCUGUGGGACUUGAUCGUGGUGGCGACCCAGCAAAAGCCCGCACAGGCGUUUUGGGCGAGGUGCGCGCCCUCCAACCAAACCACGAAUCUCGUCUCGAGGCCAUCGAGCGCGCCGAGAAAGCCCGCCAGCGCGAGCUGGAGGAAAGACGCGACGGCGAAUUUCAGAAGGAACUCAGCAGUUUUGUCGAGGAAGGGAAGCUGAAAAAGAGCGGCGGUGUUGAAGAGGCGGAGCGCUUGCGCAAAAUCAAGGAUGAGAGGAGUCGGAAGGAGAACUUCGAGCUGCUGCAACAGAGGGAAAGGGAUAGAGCUGCGAAGAGAGCUGCCGAUGCUGCUGCCAAAGCCGCUGCUAGGGCUGAAGAGGCUGCAGUCGAAUCAGAAGCCACCAACGAAGUCACAGAAGCUGCUGCCGAGGAUACGAUGGUACAGAGCACUGUACAGCCAUCCGAGCCCACUGAGAACGACGAUGCGAAUAACACCGCAGGGGAAUCUGCAAAACCUGAUGCCCAAUCAUCACUCGAUGUGCCAUCUGCAGAUGGCACAGUAGAUUUCGAUGAACCAAGUCCAGCAGUCGAGUUCGUGGAUGCACGAGAAAUCCCACCCACGCCUGCUGCAGAGUAG
Messenger RNA from Aureobasidium namibiae CBS 147.97, 3174 nucleotides. Its product is annotated as AIP3-domain-containing protein. Gene Ontology annotation, biological process: establishment of cell polarity. Gene Ontology annotation, cellular component: cytoplasm; cell tip. Lineage: Eukaryota; Fungi; Ascomycota; Dothideomycetes; Dothideales; Saccotheciaceae. The transcript has a single exon. The record is from RefSeq and is a predicted model, not a curated record. Gene Ontology annotation, molecular function: cytoskeletal regulatory protein binding. The coding region runs from base 1 to 3174 and encodes 1057 amino acids.